Carica papaya (papaya) is the source of this 2319-nucleotide messenger RNA. NCBI's taxonomy places the organism in Eukaryota, Viridiplantae, Streptophyta, Magnoliopsida, Brassicales, Caricaceae. The record is from RefSeq and is a predicted model, not a curated record.
UUUUUUGCUCUCUCUCUCUCUCUCUCUCUCCCUUUAUCUUCUCAUCCUUCUCUUUCACUCUCUCUUCCUAAUCUUUGUCUCUUUAGCUAAUUCAUGUUCUUGAUUUCUUUGUUGUGCUUGAGUAAUUUGUAAAGUUUGUGUAGAGAGUUUAAAGAUGUUCACGGAGGUUUAGAUGAAAAUGCAAUCAACUGCAUCAAGAAGGGGACGGAUACGGAUCAAGAACCUUGCAUCAGAUCUCCCUUUAACGAGAAUCUACCUCUUGAUACAUCUCUGAAAUCUCCUUUUUCCUAUAAUACUCCCAUUGCUUUCAUGUCUCCUCAUGGGUUGCCACCAUUGAGAUUCCACUCUGCCUUAUUAGCUCCUCAUAGCCUUGCGACUUCUUGCCUCGAUGAUGAAAACAAGAGAGUGUCGAUUCGGUUUCUGAUGGUGCCGGUGGAGUUUCUCUGUGGAUGAAGAAGAGGAGGAGGUUUUAGGACUUGUACAGGAAUAUGAUGAAGAGGAGGUUCUUGGUAACAAGUAUAGCUCAAAGUUAAAUAAAGGGUUCUUGAAGGAAAAGAAUUUGAGGAUUGAGAUCCCUGGCAGUAACAAAUGGCGAGUUGGGGAUGAUGAAAUUUCUCAUCAAGAAUUCGUUCCCAGGUGUUAGUGCUCGACUUGGAGGAGUUCAAUUAUCCGAUGCCCAAGUAAGAAUUUUGGUAUCUUUGUACACUUUAUAAGGCAAAAGAUACAUGUUUUUUAUAGACGUUAAAAUUUGACUCAUGAACUACUGCUGUUGGUGAUCAAUAGUGUAAAAUUAUUAUAUACAUGUAUAUAUAUAUAUUAUAUUAUUAUUUGGUGUCCAAUUUAUUAUUUAGUCUGUAACACAUUCUUUUCCUGACAAAGAAGAUCUUUAACACCAUGACCUUAUAGCAUGAAUAGUAAAGAUGGGCAUUUCCCUUAUCUUAACCUUGUUAUCUAAUCAAUCCUUGAAGAAAGAUUUGUGCUAAAAGUGUUGGUUUGUAUGACAAGUUGACAUUGGUGGUAAUUUUAUUGGGAUCUUGAAUUCUUGGCUUACUUAAAAGUAGAAGUCAUUUCCUGAUCUCAUAAGAUCAGGAAAUUUAUUAUAAUAUGAUUAUAAUAGAAAAUAUUUAGAUUAGGGAUCUAAAAGUGUUGCAUGUUCAAUUUAUUAUUUAGUUUGUAAUACAUUCCUUCUCUGACAAAUAAGAACUUGAACACCCUGAUCUUAUGGCAUGAAUUGUAAAGAUGGGCAUUUCCUUUAUCUUAACCUUGUUAUCCAAUCAAUCCUUGAAAAGGAUUGUGCUUAAAGUGUUGGUUUUUAUGACAAGUUGGCAUUGGUGGAAUUUUAUAGAGAUCUUGAAUUCUUGGCUUACUUAAAGGUAGAAGAUCUUGGUGUUGAAUUGAAAUUGAUGUUCCCUAUAGAACUAUAUCAAUCCUUUAAAAGCUUUAUUUUUAAGAUGAUUCAUUGUGCUGGAAAUUAAUGAGUCGGACAGGUUACUCCUGUUGACUCUAAAAGCAUUCAUGCUGAGUUAGAACAUAUGGGUACACCAAGUGCACCACCUAUAAUUGAGACUGAAAGAGAAGUGAAGAGCUUUGCAGAAGAAGAGCAACAUGAAGUAAGAAUUUCCAAGGAGAGGGAAUCAGAAUUUGAUGGUAGGAAAGAAUGUUCAGCAGAUGAUAGCAAGAUGCAAGCUUUAAAAGACACUGUACAAAAAAUACCACAAUUGGAGGAGUGCAAAUCCCUUAUUGGCAAAGCAGCCUGGAUCAUUCACCUUGCUAUAAUACAAGGCUGCACUGAGGCAACUGAGUUUCUGCGUGAUGAAUGCCUUCUUCUGCGAAGUGCCUUUGGAUUACAAAAAUUUUUGUUCCAACCUCGAGGCGUGCAAAUGACAGAAUUGAGGGCCAGUAAGCAUUCAGAACAAAUGUGCGCAGUGACAGGAAAGAAAGUGGUUGGAAAAAUAAGAGUGAAAGUGAGGAAAGUUCGAAUAAUACCCAGGUGGAAACUUAAGAGCACUCAUUCAUUACAAGGUGCAAUGAACAUGGAAGAAUGAGCAGAAUAUGUUCAAUAUGUUUCUUCACUAGUGAAAACUGAGAUGAAUUCUCUUAAACUAGCCUCCUUGUCUGUGAAGACAGUAGAUUCAGAAGAGAUGGAUUAAAACAUGAUACAUUGGGAGAUAAAAGAUUACGAGCAAAUAUCUUAUUAAUACUAUUGAGAUUUGAUAUUGUUAUGACUUAGAAGAGUGAAUCUUAAGAUUUUGAGAUCAUAAGAAUCAUGCAUAUGUUUUGGAAGAGCUAAACUGUUAUGUUGAUUUGAGAACAAGCUCU